AUGCGGCUGGAGAAGCGUGGUGGCUGGGGUGUUGGAGGUGACAAGCUCUGGGGCAGCGGCCGCGGUGUGGAGGACAUCAACAGUGGCAACGUUGGCUACUACAACGCGGGCAUGCGGGGUGCCCGGAACCGAUGUGGCGGCUCCAGUUGCGCGUUGAUCGUUAACCCCCCCGGUCACCGCAGCAUCGACAAGUUCCACAUCCACUUUGUGCAUUAUCACUCCUACGGAUCCAGCCUCAAGCACCGCCUGGAGAAGAAGGUCUGCGGCCGCAGCGGCUGGCAGAGAGGGGGCCUGCCCUGCCACGGCAAGGCCAUUUUCUCCUCGGGUUUCCCGGGAGUCUUCAGCCUGGCAAUGUCUGGGGGCGGCUUGCGACACGCCUCCGUGAUUGCCUGGCCCGCCUCCUGCGGCGGCAAGGGCACCAUCGUGCAGCUUGCAUAUGGAUGCUCCAUCGAGCACCAGAUCCGAGGCGACUACAACCCCGCAUACCGCUAG
Effrenium voratum is the source of this 492-nucleotide messenger RNA. NCBI's taxonomy places the organism in Eukaryota, Dinophyceae, Suessiales, Symbiodiniaceae. The record is from the annotation of a GenBank genome assembly.